AUGUCGCUCAAAGCGUUGAUUUUGAUCUCAGCAUUAAUUGCAAUAGUAAAUUGUAAGAGUGUAAUAGUCGGACAAGUUUACGAUCAUAAUAAUUACGUGAGGAAAGUGUUCGAGCAGACAGUUGAAACCACUGGUAUACCUUUGUUGAAGCGAGAAGAGGAAGUGAAGUUCGAAUACCCCAGUGCAGACCAGAAGAUAAAGGGUAUAGCUAUCAAGGAUUUGGAGAAUGGCUUAGCUGAACCGUCCAUAACGAGCGGUGGAAUCGGAUUCAAUUUCGUCAGAAUCAAGCUGAAGAGUGAAAGGGGUUCUGGGUUCAAGUUCGUGGUGGAAAUCUUUGCUUAG
Molecule: messenger RNA, 342 nt
Organism: Leptosia nina
Lineage: Eukaryota; Metazoa; Arthropoda; Insecta; Lepidoptera; Pieridae
Source: the annotation of a GenBank genome assembly